Molecule: messenger RNA, 3946 nt
Organism: Polistes canadensis
Lineage: Eukaryota; Metazoa; Arthropoda; Insecta; Hymenoptera; Vespidae
Exons: 4
Coding region: 354-1175 (273 amino acids)
Source: RefSeq, a predicted model, not a curated record
UUUCGGUUGUUCGGUCCACUUGACAGUCGACAGUCGGAAUUACGUUAAGGGUGAACUCGUGCUUUCUCUCAUUGAGAGACAACGCAAGGAUGCGACGAUUGGUCCGAUCCUGAGAAUUCCAUCCGUAGAAUUUCGUUUCUCUUAUAUUUUCUCUUUCCGAGUAGGGAUUUUCGAGUGAACAACGAUCGCGAUCCAGGAAAAACCAGUGAUAAAACAUUAAAAGAAAGAGAACACAUCGCGUGAAACACAUUCGUUAAAAAUACUUCAAGAGUUAUCGUUCCAAUUUUCGUAUCCUUGUUUAUUCUCUUGAAAAAAAAGAAAGGACUUGUUGGUUGUUUGUUAUUGUAAAAUGAAUGCAACGUGAUUCGCAACUCCUGUGCAUAUUAUCGUAUCCCGAAUCCGUUAUUUUUGUGUCAACGCGUUAUUGUUUUCAUUCGAAAGAGAAGGAACGAAGAAAAAUGACUGCCGCGUCGCACGUUUUCGUCCUGGUCCUUUAUCUACUUUGUCAAGCUGAACGUUCGCAUGCAAUAUCUAGCAGAAGUAACAGCCAGGUUCUUCUUGGAGAAGUUGACAUCGCAAUUAAAGAUGAUCACUUAGGUGUCACUGAAAUCACCACAGAGGAGCCUUAUUUGACAAAAUGUAUCGUCGACGGAAACGCCUAUUCGCACAGUCAAACGAUACCGUCGCAAGACGUAAAUUCUCAUUGCCUGUGCGUCGCCGGUGAGGUUUAUUGCUGGUGGCAAAAUUAUAAUCCGAGUACCGAUUCUUCGAUGGGAGGUGGUGGUGGUGGUGGUUCUGCUUCGUCAUUAUCAACGACGACGACAGGAAGUAAUUACACUCCCAUGUUGGAAUUGAGCACGGACACUGCCGAUAGUUCUGAAGCUUCCGGUGAUCGGGUUGAUAUAAAUUCGACCUACUCGACUACGACACCGUCUGGUCCAACGACGUGCCUCGUCAUGGGUAGGGAGUAUCGGGAGGGUGAGGUACUGCCACAUUCGACCGGAAACUGCGUAGAAUGCAGCUGUGGUUCGGAAGGUCGAGUCGAAUGUUCUCCUCGAGAUUGCGUACCUUUAAGGCCCGAGAUACCGGUUGCACCGGAUAUACCUGAACCACCCGGUGCUGAUUUCGAAGUUUUUGAUUUGGCACGAGACCGAGGCAUCGAUGAGGGAUUUUAAUAAGCUUUCUUUCACUUCAUAAUUUCUUUUUUCUUUCUUUCUAUUAUUUCGUCGCGUUUGAUGCAACGAUAUUCCUCCGUUUCGAACAAUGAACAACGAUAUUAUUAUCUUAUUUGAUUGCAUUUCCCUAAUAGAUCAUAUAGAUAACUAUGAGUUUAGGGUCAAGUCAGAAUUCGGCCGCACCUUCUCUCAAUCGCGAGAACGUGCCUUCUUUUUAUUUCUUUCCAUUUGUUGUUUCUGUUUUUUUUUUUAUUCAUCUCAAAAAGAAUAUUCUUUACGUAGUGCUUAUUUCUAUAUCACCUAUUAUUUAUCAUUAUUAUUAUUUUUAUAGUCGAUCAUGCCUAAUGUUUACUUUUGGAAGAAAGUGUUUGACAAAAAGAUUUUUAAAAAAAAGAUACCGAAAAUAGUACGAACAGAGGAACGUGUUUCCAUUAUUUUGCAUGGAAGGAGCUUUUCUCCUUUCCAAAUACACGAGACUUUCGGUAUGGUUUAGUCAUUUUUUCGAGGGAUGUUUCCUGAUUAAAAUAGGAAAAAUUUCUUCUGUAGGGAACGGCCUAUGAAUGUAAUAAGAAAAAAAAAAAAAAAGAAAAAGAAACAAUGUAGGAAAUUCGGCCUACAUGAUAUUAAUCAAGAAUAAAUUUCAUGCAGUAGUCAAAUAGAUUAUACGCCACUACUACGUGCAUACAAGUUGACAUAAUUCUCAUCCUUAUGGAUUGUGCAUUUAUCUUUGUCUACUAUUCGAAUUGUCAUACCUUAGACAUUUUCUAGUUCUAGACAUAUCGUGACUAUAUCUUCCUAUUAGUUGGUUCAAAACAAAUCAUAUCCUAUUCAUAUCUUAUUCAUAUUCUAGUCAUAUUCUAGUUAUAUUCAUAGAUCACGCGAUCAUUUUUACUGUAUCGUAUUUCCCUUGCCCGGGAUGAGUGUAAAAAUUUAUCGAAUAAUUCAAUUAAGAUACACACACACACAUACACACAGGCUAUAUUAUAUAUAUAUGUAUUAUUAAGUCCAACGAAAACAGUAUUAUAUAUUUUUAUAUAUCUAGUUUUUAUUUUUUAAGUUAAAUUUUUCAUCCGAUAUGUUUCUUCGUUAAAUGCUAUAGUAAUCUUCUAUCUUAUUUAGAUGUAAAUACUCUACAUAUGUUUUUCUAGUCGGUAUCUCUUCGGUAUUAUUAUCAUUGAUCCGCGUAAUCAUUUUGGUCUUAUAAUCUUCAAGUUGUCCACUUAUUUCGAAAUCUUUGUGAUAACGUUUAUCAUAAAAUGCAAUAAUCUGUGCUUAGUAAAUAAGUUAUGUUAUUUUUCUUGCUUUGCAAGUCAACUACGAUUCGAAGAAUAUUUUAGGGACACCCUGUAUAUAUAUAUAAAACCGUAUAUAGACAUACAUACAUAAUAGGAACGCAUACCACUAUACAAGGAACCAAAUAUUAAGAUAACGACCUAUACAUUAUAUAUAUAUUAUAUAUACCUAUACAAAAAUAUAUGUAUAUAUAAAUAUUUACGAAUAAAUAGGAAUAGAGAGAAUUUUAGUUGGAUAGAAUUUGGAUGUCAUAUACUUUUUACAAAUGCGUUUCUAGGGCAUUUCUUUUGACUAUUCCAAAGGCAGUUUCGAUUGACCACGUUAAGGAUUACUAUAUUCAAAAAGUCCCUAUUCUGUAAAGAUUAUUUAUUUAGAAGCAGCAAUGAAAAUCGUUUGUUCAAACCUUCAACAGUUAAAAGGCACAAGAAAUGUUCUCCAGCACGCGUAUACGCGCGUGCUUUCGUAUCUAAAAUACAAUUAAAUAGAGUUUAAUCGUAUGACAAAGUUAGCAGACUAUGUGUUAGAGAAGUUAAUUACGAAAGAAAGUGACAGAAAAGGGGCUAUAAUUAGGUAAUAUAUUUAGGAACGACGGGAGAGAACAUUACCUAUAGUUAGUCGUAUUAUUAGGUAGACUCCAAUGUGAUAUAUACACGCAAAAGAUAACUUUGUCUAAAAGUUUACAAUACUUUUGAAAGGCUUGACUUUUCAUCAGGGUCGUUAGUAUGAACUUAGUAACGUGGCGUAAUGUUAAAUAAAACCAACGAAAAGAAUUUCUUUUCGCGUGAAAUUUCGGCCACGUUGUAUUUCCUAUUAAAACGAUAAAUAUUAUCCUUUGAGAUCUUGUAUUCGGUUAUCUAACAUAAGAGCUUCCAAAUAUCUCGUGGAGAAUUAUCCGAUUUCGAUAAUAACGACGCUAAAAAUAAAACAUUUUCCUUUUAAUCGUACAGAAUGAACGAAUUAACGUAAGCGCAUAAUAUAUCCCAUGCAUGCAACGAAUUAAAUUGUCACAUUACGAUAUUUGAUUAAUUUUUUUGUUGUUAGAUGAAUUUAACUCCACGUUGUUACUUGUCACACCCAUUGCGUUUUCAAUCUUUAUUAUCUUGCGAAAAAUCGGCUAGGAUGCCACAAAUAUUAGACAAUCCAUAAUAUUUCUUACCCCUCGGUGACUCGAUGAGAGGACGAGGAUUGCAAAAACAGAAGAGAAAAGGAAAGAUACAUGUAGUUGAUAGAUUUGUAAAAUAAAUUUAGUUGCGAAUCGCGGUGACGUGCCACGGGACCAUCACGAAGGAACGAAGGGAACGAAGAAACGAAGGAUAUUCAAGCGGAUUGAUUUUUCGUUAGUUUUUUAUAUUUAAGUAACGAUCUCGUACGUCUUCCAACUAUCCCACACACAGUUAUGUCUAUCUUAACGUUCGUGGGAUCUCCUGUCUUCUCAAAAACGAUUGUUAUUCGAAUAAAGGAGGAUCUUACGAUUAAUA